ACGAAAGAGAACGAUUAUUACAAAGUUUUCUCUUUUAGGUUGUGAAGAUCCAAAGAUGUUACAAACCGUUAAUUGUGAUGCGGGAAUUAAAGAAACCGUUCCUGAAGACAGGAUUAGUGCAUUGCCCGAUGAUUUGCUCGUAAUAAUCUUGGAUCUUGUUCCGACAAAAGACGCAGUGGCCACCAUGUUUCUGUCCAAACGAUGGUUCUCUGUUUGGACGAUGAAACAGAGACUUGAGUACAAAGACACCAUCGAAGAGGAGGAGGAUAGUGAUGAUGAUGAUGAUGAUGAUGAUGAUAAGCAUGUGGACGAUGAUGAGCAUGAGCAUGAGAAAGCAGUGGAGGUUGAAAGCAAAAAGAGCGUUUGGUGGUUUCUUGAAAAUUCACUGCAACUCCACAGAGCACCCGUAAUUCGCAGCUUGUGUAUUGAACUCGGUCCAAGUUGUCCUACCGAUGCUCAUGUCGGGAAGUGGGUUGCAAACGCCGUUGAUCGCUGGGUGCUUGAGAUAAAACUCAAACUCCUCUGGUCCGCCGUUGAUCCAGCCAGCUUGCCCAAUACCCUUUACUCCUGCAAAUCUCUCGUGAUACUGACUCUCUCCGACAAGAUUCUCGUGGAUGUUCCUUCUUCCGCUUCCCUCCCAUCCCUCAGAUUCCUCGAGCUUGACUAUGUGGUUUACAAAGACGAUGAUUCUCUGGUUAGGCUCUUGGCGAGCUGCCCUAUUCUUGCGACACUGUGCGUCAAACGAAAUGACAAGGAUGACAAUGUCACGAGGUUUCGUGUGGAAGUGCCUAAUUUAUCGUCCUUAUCCUAUAGAAAUUAUAGAUACGGCUGUGGUGUAGGAGAUACUGGUAGGUACUUGGUUAUAGUUACUCCGGCAUUAACACACUUUGACUUCCGUGACUCUUCGGGAGACUCUUGCUCGAUGGAGCUGCCUGGUCUUGAUAGUGCAGUUAUCGACACUGCUUCUUACUAUCCUGAUGACAAGUUUCUAAGAUCUCUUUCAUCGGUCUCGUCUCUUGCCUUGUUUUUGACUGCUGCAACGGUAGCUCUCUCUUCUCUCUCUCUCUCUUUCGUCUCCUUGCUUGUGAUCUCAUUGUUGCAUCUAGCUGCGUGCUGAUAUGUUGGCUUUGUUCAUCACAGGUUGUGUGUUGUAGCACUAUCAAAUUUUCUCGGCUUAUAGACUGUGAGAUACUUCCAGAAGAAACAGACUGGGUGAAACCAACUCUACUGUUUCUUGAAAAUUCUCCGAAACUAAAAACUCUUGUGAUCAAUUGCGUACGUGUCCUCCCUCCUGCCUCCAACUUUGCAGAUGUGUUAAAAGAAGUAAGGUUGCAUGUUUGUGUUUGAUAUAUGCCUAAUAUAUAUUGCGGUUUUUGCUUUUCGCAGGAAUAUACCACCAAGGAUCUUCCUCUUUCAUGGAUUCAACCGAGUUUUGUUCCUGGAUGCGUGUCGUCACAACUCGAGGAUAUUGAGUGGAAUGGAUAUGCAGAUAGAUCAGAAGAGGAAGAGUUCUUGACAUACCUC
Messenger RNA from Camelina sativa (false flax), 1524 nucleotides. The record is from RefSeq and is a predicted model, not a curated record. Lineage: Eukaryota; Viridiplantae; Streptophyta; Magnoliopsida; Brassicales; Brassicaceae.